AUGGAGAUUAUAAGUGGCAAGAAGAACAUCUCUUUCUAUGAAACAGGAUUUGCUGAGGAUUUAGUGAACUAUGCUUGGAAACUUUAG
Lathyrus sativus (Indian pea) is the source of this 87-nucleotide messenger RNA. NCBI's taxonomy places the organism in Eukaryota, Viridiplantae, Streptophyta, Magnoliopsida, Fabales, Fabaceae. The record is from the annotation of a GenBank genome assembly.